AUGGGCGAUUUAUCCAUUUUCCAGGCCACUGUGCCGGCAAGGUGGUCGAGACAAAAUCCCAACUACCGCGAGGCACCCCGUGCCUUGUUUCACCUAAGAGACACGGCAACCUUACAGGAGGUCGAGACAAGUAUUGACCGAGCGUACACGUCCGGGGUGCCCUUUUUCACCAAACGCGCAAUCCAACAUGUCUGGGACCAAAUCAAGCGCAAUCCGGCACCAGGAUCACCCAUCCUCUUUAAAGAUAUCACCGGCACACCAGUUGCGUGUAAGGUGCAAACUGGCCAUGUCGAGUUUUGGAGACGACCUGAUGGAUCAAAGCUGCAAUAUGUGUACAAGGAAAUAAUCCUCGGAUACGACUGUCGAGCGUCCCUCAGAGACCACCUGGCGAACCACGUGGCGAGCGGCUUCCGUCCGCAGACCUAUGCACCUUGCCCAAUCUAUCUCCAGCAUGUGGCGUCGGAACUGGAUAUCGAAACCAAGCAGAUUACUCGAGGCCCAGCUCCCCUGAACCGUGAAGUUACAGAGCGAUCCAUGGAAGACAAGACCCAGAGAUGGAUCAAGAGUCCAGCUUGCGACAAACUCAAGGCAAUCCUGUCAUCGUCCGUGAAGGACCAUGAGAUUAACAAGAUCGUUGCUUUCUCUCUUGGUUCACCGUCCAAGCAAUGGGCCAAUGACCGUGGCCUUGAAGUGUUUGUGCAAAUUAUUCGUGUGCGAUCUGAGUUCCAACAUGGGCUUCUCAAAACCCUGUUGGAAUGGCUACAAGGGCGGGGUGACAAAGAUCAAGUCCGUUGCUAUACACAGGAUCCUCUCUACACAGAGGUGGACAAGCAGAUCUUGGGCGAGUCCGGAAUCGAGGUGAUUGGCGAUCCGCGUGGAUGGCUCGAGGCGGAUGAACGUUCUGUUCUGUUCACAGUGGCUCCUACUGUGCCCGUGAAGGAGAUUAUCGCGGACAUUACUCGACCCGCCGUUAUAAUCUGGGAUCGAGUGGGAUUCAACGAUUCGCUUGGUAACGGAAAUCCAAAUCCCGACCCCGACUCGCCCCGAGUUCGACAAAUGAUGGAGGGAUACGAGUGCUAUGAGUUCGGUCCGCAUCCCAAAUUGUUCUGCAAUAUUGUCGUCUAUGUUCGGAAGUCGGUGGCUGCCCCGGUUCCUGGUGAAGAUGGCAGAUUCACCUAG
This is a messenger RNA of Penicillium bovifimosum, 1179 nucleotides long. RefSeq names its product SRR1 family protein. Bases 1 to 1179 code for a protein of 392 amino acids. The record is from RefSeq and is a predicted model, not a curated record. The transcript is spliced from 3 exons. Lineage: Eukaryota; Fungi; Ascomycota; Eurotiomycetes; Eurotiales; Aspergillaceae.